Tripterygium wilfordii is the source of this 2301-nucleotide messenger RNA. Its product is annotated as protein NODULATION SIGNALING PATHWAY 2-like. Gene Ontology annotation, cellular component: nucleus. Lineage: Eukaryota; Viridiplantae; Streptophyta; Magnoliopsida; Celastrales; Celastraceae. The record is from RefSeq and is a predicted model, not a curated record. The coding region runs from base 678 to 2114 and encodes 478 amino acids. Gene Ontology annotation, molecular function: sequence-specific DNA binding; DNA-binding transcription factor activity. Gene Ontology annotation, biological process: regulation of DNA-templated transcription. The transcript has a single exon.
AUUGGGUUAAAUUAUUCUGUUCCCAAAAGUACUAUUACCGCGAAAUUUGGAGGUCAAAUUGCUUGAUGAUCUCUAAGUUCUCUGAGGCUAAGGUUGGGUGGGAUAUUGCUAGAUGAAAAUGAUGAGUAGUGCAUAAGCCAAAAAUUGAUUGCAUCACAAAUUAUUUUUAAUGUAGGGAAUCUUGUUGUCUUUAGGACAGACAAAGAAUCUCAUUUCAAACUAGGUAUAUACCCAUGAAUACAUCUUGUGACCCCAGUAGAAGUUUUUUAUUGUAGGAGUAGACAAAUUAAUGGGGUAGCCAAAGAUGUUUCUUUAAACACUUUUUUAUGGAAAAGAACCAAUUACAGAGUGCUUUGACUAGGAUUAAGAUUUAAGAAUGUUUGAUUAUGUUGCUUUCAUCACCAUUGAUGGACAAAGAUGUGCAAUGAGUUGUAGACACUAUGUAUAUUCUCUAAUAAUCACGCCUCGCCUUUUGUAAUCAAGCUCAUUAAUUAAAGUAAAUGGAAAUUUUGAACUCUUUUAUCAUUUUCACCUCCACUGUCUCUUAUAUACCAGCUCCUCCUUUAAGCUUUAGAGCUGUUUUUAUAUAUCUGGAAACACUUUUGUUCUAUAUAUAACACCUUGUUCCUGACACUGUGACACAUCAUACUCACAGUAACUACACCUUUUUGAGAGCUAUGUCAACGGCUACGGCCAUUGAUGACACUGAUGAGCUGAAUAUUUCCAGCUAUAGCGCCACUAGUAUUCUCACCCCUUCUAAUGAGUGUGACAUUACCUGUAAGUGGAAUGACUGGUCUCCAGUGAUCGACUGGGAUGCUUUAUCGUCUGAUCAUGAUGAUAUUUGUGAUCUCAUUCAAUCCCUGGUUGACGACGGGGGAUUGGUACAGAGUCCAGUAACCCACGGGACAUCCAUUGACACUAUGUCUGUGGAUGAUGAAGAGACCAACAGUGAGGAUUCUAAAGGGCUGAGGCUUGUCCACCUGUUGAUGGCGGCAGCUGAGGCACUGACUGGUGUGAACAAGAGCCGGGAUUUGGCUCGAGUGAUAUUGAUUCGGCUCAAGGAGUUGGUGUCCGUAAAUGGAACCAAUAUGGAGAGGUUGGCAGCAUACUUUACCGAUGCCUUGUACAUUCUGGUAGACGGUAAGGACUUGGUAGGCAGUGGGCAGGAUUACAAGCAUCGCUGUCACCAGACGGACGUGGUUGCUGCAUUUCAGCUGCUGCAAGACAUAUCUCCUUGUGUGAAAUUUGGACACUUCACAGCAAAUCAAGCUAUUCUGGAAGCUGUGGCCCAAGAUAGACGGGUGCACAUAGUAGAUUAUGAUAUCAUGGAGGGGAUUCAAUGGGCUUCACUGAUGCAAGCAUUAGUGUCAAGGAAGGAUGGCGCGCCUGUCCCACAUCUUAGGAUCACUGCCUUGUCGAGGAGUGGGAGCAGAAGAUCGAUUGGGACAGUGCAAGAGACGGGUCGCCGUUUGAUCGCAUUUGCUGCAUCAAUCGGUCAGCCGUUUUCCUUCCACCAAUGUAGGUUGGACUCUGAUGAUACAUUCCGACCUUCUUCUUUGAAGUUAGUGAGAGGGGAAGCCUUGAUGAUCAACUGCAUGCUGCACCUACCACAUUCUAACUAUCAGGCACCGCAUUCAAUCAUUUCAUUUUUAUCUGGAGUAAAGACCCUAAAUCCGAGGUUGGUGACUCUAGUUGAAGAGGAGACGGGGACUAUAGGGGAUGGAGGUUUUGUGAGCUGGUUCAUGGACUCAUUGCAGCAUUACUCUGCCUUCUAUGACUCGCUGGAGGCUGGAUUCCCAAUCCCAAUGCAAGACCGAGCUCGGACCCUGGUUGAAAGAGUAUUCUUGGGGCCGAGAAUAGCUGGGUCGUUGACCCGGAUUUACCAGACCAGUGGCGAGGAACGAGGCUCUUGGUGGGAAUGGUUGGGCAGUGUUGGUUACCAGCCAGCAAGCAUAAGCUUUGCCAAUCAUUGUCAAGCGAAGCUUUUGUUGGGAUUGUUCAAUGACGGAUAUAGGGUGGACGAGUUGGCCAACAAUAGGCUCGUUCUAGGUUGGAAAUCCAGGAAUUUUCUCGCUGCAUCUAUUUGGACUUCUAUUCCAGAAUCCGAGUCCUAAAUUGUUUUCUUUACAUCAACCUGGAUGUCUUCUUUCACUUUUUCCUGCUUCUACAUGAUUUGUUGUAUGGAUUUGUCGGUUGUUCAACAUGCAGUGUUCUUGUACCAUUUCAUUCCCCACUAAAAAAAUUACAUGGCGAAUUAUAUCAUCGAGCCUUAAAAUUUGGAAUGUCGUAUGGUUGUAUAAG